AGGAAGGGCGCUGCCUAGACUGUGUACCUAUCGCUGACAAACGAAGUUCACUUCAUUCAACAACUCAACGCGGCACUCAGGCUUAACGCGGCCAUAAACGCGGCGGGAACUACAGGGCCCACUAUGCACCGCGCCAGCCCCGGCCGACUGACGAGACUGACCCGGACUUAGGCGUUCCGCCUGGCCUGGCGGCGAGGAAAAAAGGCAAUUUUGAAGCAUUUUGUGGCAAAAAGGGUAAGAGACGGCUGCGGAAGCGUCUACUACGUUCAGGGGACCUGGAGGGCUUACAGAUAUCCGCAAUGAACAAUGAAAAGAAAUUGUGAAAGAAAGCGCUUCCCUCAAGCCGGAACCAAUUAACUUCUGAGUCACGUGGUGCGCACGCGCCAAAGGCGCAUGAUAAAGGAAAACGCGGGCUUAUCCUGCCUUUUAAAAUCCGGCUUGCCAAGACUUCCGCCCUUGUUCAAGAUGGUGGUUGAGCGGCCUUUCUAACCUUUACGGGGCCUGGCGGUGCUGACGCCUGAGUUGGUAGGGGUGGAGCAGGUAGGAAACAGCAAAUGCAGAAGCUGCUGCGCGAGAGUCGGCCAUGGACUGGAAAGAAGUUCUUCGUCGGCGCUUAGCGACGCCCAACACCCGUCCAAACAAAAAAAAAAGUGAACAAGAAUUAAAAGAUGAAGAAAUGGAUUUAUUUACAAAAUAUUACUCCGAAUGGAAAGGAGGUAGAAAAAACACAAAUGAAUUCUAUAAGACCAUUCCCCGGUUUUAUUAUAGGCUGCCUGCUGAAGAUGAAGUGUUACUACAGAAAUUAAGAGAGGAAUCAAGAGCUGUCUUUCUACAAAGAAAAAGCAGAGAACUGUUAGAUAAUGAAGAAUUACAGAACUUAUGGUUUUUGCUGGACAAACACCAGACACCACCUAUGAUUGGAGAGGAAGCGAUGAUCAAUUAUGAAAACUUUUUGAAGGUUGGUGAAAAGGCUGGAGCAAAGUGCAAGCAAUUUUUCACAGCAAAAGUCUUUGCUAAACUCCUUCAUACAGAUUCAUAUGGAAGAAUUUCCAUCAUGCAGUUCUUUAAUUAUGUCAUGAGAAAAGUUUGGCUUCAUCAAACAAGAAUAGGACUCAGUUUAUAUGAUGUCGCUGGGCAGGGGUACCUUCGGGAAUCUGAUUUAGAAAACUACAUAUUGGAACUUAUCCCUACUUUGCCACAAUUAGAUGGUCUGGAAAAAUCUUUCUACUCCUUUUAUGUUUGUACAGCAGUUAGGAAGUUCUUCUUCUUUUUAGAUCCUUUAAGAACAGGUAAAAGAAAAUCUUAUCUAACUUACAUGAAGAUAUUAUUAUAUCUAAAUCUCAAUAACUACAGAAAACUCUUAAAAUGUCAUUUAUUUUCCUGUCACUUCCAGAACCUACCAAAAAUAAAUGGAGACAGUGUCCCUGUUCGUGUAUUAGCAAUUUAUUUCUAUCAAAUACAGGCCAUACAGGAACUAAUGAAAAUCCACGGACAAGAUCCUGUUUCAUUUCAAGAUGUCAAGGAUGAAAUCUUUGACAUGGUAAAGCCAAAGGAUCCUUUGAAAAUCUCUCUUCAGGAUUUAAUCAACAGUAAUCAAGGAGACACAGUAACCACCAUUCUAAUCGAUUUGAAUGGCUUCUGGACUUAUGAGAACAGAGAAGCUCUUGUUGCAAAUGACAGUGAAAACUCUACAGACCUUGAUGAUACAUGAUCUCUGAAAGACUAGACUGUCUUAUAUUAAGAGAUACUUGAAUGCUGCAUGUAAAGCCUUUAAAGCAAAAUCCUCAGAAUGGUCUAAAUAAAACACUUGAUAUGCCUAGAGAACACAGCAAA
Messenger RNA from Mandrillus leucophaeus (drill), 1833 nucleotides. It is a transcript of the gene PPP2R3C, whose product is annotated as protein phosphatase 2, regulatory subunit B'', gamma. The transcript has 11 exons. Gene Ontology annotation, cellular component: centrosome; spindle. Bases 584 to 1711 code for a protein of 375 amino acids. The record is from RefSeq and is a predicted model, not a curated record. Lineage: Eukaryota; Metazoa; Chordata; Mammalia; Primates; Cercopithecidae. Gene Ontology annotation, biological process: B cell homeostasis; positive regulation of B cell differentiation; regulation of dephosphorylation.